Molecule: messenger RNA, 2013 nt
Organism: Hymenoscyphus albidus
Lineage: Eukaryota; Fungi; Ascomycota; Leotiomycetes; Helotiales; Helotiaceae
Source: the annotation of a GenBank genome assembly
AUGCGCAAGCCACUGAGCCUCACUGUUGAGGAUUUCCGCAACCCGGAAAUAUUUUCAUGUCCCCCUCUCCCAUUACCAGCUCUCAAGUUCUCAACUUUCUGGUACUGCAACGAUAGCAUUCAAUACUUCAUAUCUACUGGUUCUAUCCCUCAGCCAGCUGUCAUUAUGGCUACUUCCUUCGAGUCAUCUUGCUCAUCGCUUUAACACCGCCAGCCUUUCCCAUACCAACCACUGGAUACAUCCAAGCACGAUAUUCGCCUUCUUCAAAUAUUACCAGAUUUGUCAACAGACGGCCUGAUUCAAUGUCAACUCAGACACAGCACACUUUCCAAAGCAUCAGGAUACGUUGCCCUCUCAUAUUGCUGGGGCGAUCCUGUAAUAACCCAGGACAUUGUAGUGAAUGGGAUUGUGGUUCCUGUGACAGAAAAUCUGGAAUCAGCAUUGGACCAAUUUCAGGAUCCUUACAGCACGUCUCGAAGGCUGUGGGUUGACGCGAUAUGCACCAAUCAGCAUGACCUUGAAGAGAAAGGGUUUCAAAUUCAGCUGAUGAGCAGGAUCUACGCGGAAGCGAGUGAGGUUUUGGUUUGGCUUGGGCGGGCUUAUGGCGGCUGGGAGGCUAAGUUUCGAUUCCAAAAGAUCAUUGCCCUUGCACGGAAUGACCUAAUGUUUGAUAUACAUCUUAUAUGGUCGGUCAUAAAGGACGAUUACUGGCAACGUGUGUGGAUAAUUCAAGAGAUCACUAUGGGUAUCAAGGUGUGGAUUGUAUGUGGAAACGAAUGAAUCUCUUGGGAAGACCUCACUAUUGGGCUUCAGAAAUGGUACGAUGUGCACAAAACUAUCACGUACAAUGGAGAUAUCAAUCAACGCAGAGUAAAGUUGAUUAUAGACCUUAAACGGUUCUCUGAUAAAGAAAAGAUUUCUUUCUUUGAUGCUAUGGUCGCGACCCGGCUCUCCAAAUCUACUGAGCUAAGAGACAAAGUGUUGGGCAUACUUGGCAUCACGGCUGAUGGACAAUACAUACUUCCUACGCCAAGCUACGUCAAGUCCGAUUUCGAAAUCAACCUCGAGAUAUCUAGCUCUCUCAUUCGAAUUUACCAAGAAAUGCUGCAUCACAUAUUUCUUUGGAGUGACUUGGAGCAAAAGGAAGGGCCAUCAUGGCUCCCCAAUUGAUUCAACAUUCCAGCGGAACUGUCUGCAUGGACAGCUACUUCCCCAAAAUGGAUAGAAGUUGCUGAACAAGGAGCUUCUGCAAUUUGCACCAUGUAUCCUGCACUAAUGAAAAACCUUGUCGUUACCACUUCAACACAAACUUGUUUGCAACUUUCUGGGAAGAGAAUUGGCCUUGUGGGAGAGUGUCUUUUGCCGUGCCGACCUCAAUAUGCAAAUCACAUUUUACAGAGAAUACUCGAAUUGAUUGACCUCCCGUAUGAUACUGAUGCUACUGAUGAUAAUAUCAGGUUUAAGAGAUAUACAAAGCGAGGCAGCUUUGCAAAAUACGCGUUCUCUUAUCGUUGGCUGGACCACCAAAAAGAUUUAAAAAUUGGAGGCCACUCUCUAUUGGAAUGGGCUUCAUUGAUAAGUGAACCGGUUACUCCGAUGAACGGUAUCCUCUCACAGAACGCUGGCAUUGACUACCACUGGGAAGUUAGACUUCAGGCUUUUCAGAGACACUGUAUGCCGCUUUUCACUGCUUCUGAUGGAAUCAUAGGAUUGGGACCAGUUGAAGCUAAGCCAGGUGACUAUGUUUUCCAACUCAGCGGCUGCGUUGCAAUAUUGAGGGAACACUUGGAUGGAUAUAAACUCAUUGGUCAGGCUUUUGUGAAUGUCGCCAAUUAUGCGAAAAUAUCUACCAACGAAGCUAUCAAAGCAACAAAGGUUCCAGGGUACUUGCCUUAUACUCUACUUCCUCUGUCAAAGCGUCGGAAGCGGCGAUUGGGCUUUGGCGAGCUUUUGUGGGAGAACUAUGAGCCAGACUUGACGAAUUUGAAGGAAGAAGAGAUCAAACUGUACUGA